UUAACUGGACAAAGAAGGUUUUAAGAGUAAAAGGCUAAAAAAAAUUGCAAUUGUUAAUUUGCGUCCAUAAUUCACUCAUCCUCCUCGCAAUUUCCGAUCUUUCUGUAGUUGUCUGGUCUCCGUCAACCAUCAAUCACCAACGUAGAUCGCACACAAAUAACAAUGGGUUUAGGUUUUGUUGUCGGAUUCCUCGGGCUUCUGAUUCUAUUUCACGCCGCAUAUUCUACCAUCCAAUACAAGGGUUUGUUGAAGAUUACGGAGGAAGAGUUUUCAGGGCCUCCUUUGAAUGUGGUGAUUGAGGUGACUCUAGGGUUAGUUUUUUGCAUGUGGGCUGCACUAACCGUGCCAGGAAAGUUUUUGUCAAUCCACCCUCACUCUGAAGAGAACAGAAUUGUUUCUUUACCUUCCAACGUGGACUUCAUGAUCUUCAACCAUCGAUACAAAGUCUUUCCUGUGGAAAUGGAUGUGAAGCUGAAGCAUUGAGAACUUUUAUAUAAUUGGACCGAGUAACUUCAUUUCUUACACGAGGAAGAAAGAGUCUUUCCUCGAAAAUUGAAUAAUCUCUUAGUGCAUUUGAUUUUGAUGUUAGUACUGGUUGAUGUACGAGAUUUUGGAGAUUUCUUUUGUAGCUUCAUACCUUACAUUUCUGUACUGGGCACCUACCCGUCUUCUUAAUUUUGACAGUAUGUUACUGCUAGAGCCUCUUAAUAUUUAUGAUGAGGUAGCCUUUAAUUUGACCAUUCUUCCCAGUGUUAACUAUAGCACUAUAGAAUGGUAAUGUCCAAAAUGAAGACAAAUGAUCUGUUUGUGGUA
Molecule: messenger RNA, 813 nt
Organism: Glycine soja
Lineage: Eukaryota; Viridiplantae; Streptophyta; Magnoliopsida; Fabales; Fabaceae
Product: membrane magnesium transporter-like
Exons: 4
Coding region: 163-483 (106 amino acids)
Cellular component (GO): EMC complex; early endosome; plasma membrane
Source: RefSeq, a predicted model, not a curated record